AUGAGGCCUGACUGGCGUGCCGAGACCUCGCCGCACAAUACGCACGCCGCCGCAUCGCCCUCAUCCUCCUCGGGAGCAGACACACGCGGCGAAAAGAUACCCAGGGCACUCGCCGGCGACGACAGCUGGACACGCGGGGGGGACCCUGCUGAUCCCACGUCGCGCCCCGCGCUUGUCGCGACCUCGCAUCGCCGACCACCACCGACGUCCGACGACCUAGACUUGGACAUGACGGCGCGCCAGCAACUACGCCGUCAUCUUCUUGACCGGAAACCGCGACAACUUCAGCCCCCAAUGGACCAGCGCAGCGCCGCCAGCUCCGCCCACAGCUUCACCCGCUCCGUGACAAACUCCCAAGAAUCCGCCGCCACGACGUCGACGGAUCAGAUCGUCACGCCUCCCCCUAGCGACACCAGUGCCGGCCUCGACGGCUCAGUGCUGACAGAAGGUGGCAGGGGAAACGACGGCGCCAAGGAGGCCACGGAAAGCCAGCUGCAUCAACUUUCCGCCGUUGCCGCCGUCCAGGACAGGAUGGUGCCGGACGAAGCGGGUGGCGGCGGCUCGAGGAAGCGCAUGGCCGACGGCGCGGUCAAGACGCGUGACGGCAGCGUGAGUCCGGUAAAAGGACACUCGAGGACCACGAGCGCCAUCAGCAUGGCCUCGACCACCGGCAGCAACAUUGGCGAAUUGUCUGCCGAACUCAAGACGCUCCUCUCCUACGCCAUGGUCAAGGUUAACCACGGCUGGCAGUCACGGUCUCUUGAUGAGGUAGAGUCCCUGGCUUCUCAGGCAGUGUCACCCACCUCGAGUGCCUACACCGUGCAUCGCCCGCAGGACGCCUCGACCAGUCCGCGGCAGCCCGUGGCUUCUACGGCGGCUCACGUUCACUUCCCACAGAAUCCCACGAGGGCCCGGCGCGAGUCCAACUCGCCGCCUUCGCUGCUAUCCCCCGCUAAGCCGGCCCUGGCCGCCGCAGCCUCUAUCCAGCCUGCCGUACCUCCUUCCAAAUCCAGCCUCAACGCUCGCCGCAAUUCGAAUCCUCGGUAUACACCUACGAUGCUCUCCCGCGCACCUUCGGCCUCUCCGCACACGCCAGGCCCGGCUCCGCGACCCGACACACGCCAGCCGUCCAUGUCACGAGCGGAGCAGGACGUGGCCGAGAGCCUGCUAUUCAUGAGCAGCCCGGGGAACUCGACAAAUCUCAAGCACACCUUUUCACCCUCCAUAUCCCCAGGCGCUCAGCAGCCCAUACCGCCCCGGAAUGUCGGCGCAAGGCAUGCACUGCCCAGCGGCCCCCGCAAAGCGCUCCCGACGCAGCGGCCUGUCGCUGCCGGUAAGAAGGUUGGAGGCAUGCCCCCGCCUCCGGGCUCGCCCAUGGACCUGGAUUCGCCGCGAUCGACUUUACUCUCUCCUGUCCGCGGAGCCCCCAAGAGACGGGCGAAUGGUGCGAGCUCCCAUGUGAGGGCGUCUCUGUCACUGCCUAGUGGCCUGGGAAUGGUUCCAGGCAACGCGAGAAAGAGCCUGCGAGACGAGGACAUUGAGCGAAUGCUGGACCGCGCCGGCACCGAGUCACCCGACAGCUCUGACGGUGAAGAUAUUCAACUGCCUCCGGGCCGGAGAGGCGUGGCCAGUGCCAUGGAGACGUAG
This is a messenger RNA of Hirsutella rhossiliensis, 1647 nucleotides long. RefSeq names its product whi5 like domain-containing protein. Lineage: Eukaryota; Fungi; Ascomycota; Sordariomycetes; Hypocreales; Ophiocordycipitaceae. The transcript has 3 exons. Gene Ontology annotation, cellular component: cytoplasm; SBF transcription complex. The coding region runs from base 1 to 1647 and encodes 548 amino acids. The record is from RefSeq and is a predicted model, not a curated record. Gene Ontology annotation, molecular function: transcription coregulator activity.